Molecule: messenger RNA, 1679 nt
Organism: Lates calcarifer (barramundi perch)
Lineage: Eukaryota; Metazoa; Chordata; Actinopteri; Centropomidae
Gene: myg1
Product: myg1 exonuclease
Exons: 8
Coding region: 62-1354 (430 amino acids)
Cellular component (GO): nucleus; cytoplasm
Source: RefSeq, a predicted model, not a curated record
CGUACCACAUCCGGUCCGGCUGUCAAAACCGUCCGCCACCAACGCGGCUCAUCGUGUUUGAAUGUGGCAUCUUCGUGUGAUACUGCUUAAAUUAACAACAAACAAGUCUUUAAUAAACGUUAGCGGACCGGGGAGUGUGUCGGGGCUGUUGAGUUCACGGUCUAACUGCCGCUGUUCGUCCUCUGUAGACGCUUCUCACACCGGCACAAAACCACGAUACAUGUCGAGUGAAGCGAAGAGACUGCGCUCAGAAAACAUGACCGUUAAAAAGAUCGGGACUCAUAACGGCACCUUUCACUGUGACGAGGUUCUGGCCUGUUUCUUCCUCCGCCAGUUACCUGACUACAAGGAUGCUGAAAUCAUUCGGUCCAGGGACCCGGCACAGCUGGCACAGUGCGACGUUGUUGUAGACGUGGGAGGAGAGUUUGACCCAAAGAGGCACCGCUACGACCACCAUCAGAGGACGUUUUCAGAGACCUUCCACAGCUUGUGUCCAGAGAAGCCGUGGGUGACCAAGCUCAGCUCGGCCGGCCUGGUCUACCUGCACUUUGGUCGUCAGCUGCUGGCCCAGCUGACGCAGCUGAAGGAGGAUGACAGGCAGCUGGAGGUGCUUUAUGAUAAGCUCUAUGAGAACUUUGUGGAGGAGGUGGAUGCUGUAGACAACGGCAUUUCACAGUGUGACGGGGAGGCCCGCUACACCGUCUCCAGCACGCUGAGCGCACGUGUCAGCUACCUGAACCCGCGCUGGAACAGCAAGAGUCAGGACACCGAGACGCUGAGAGAGGGAGGUCAGACUGAGGCCGAGGCGGGACAUGACAUGACGCUGAUGAAACAGGCUGCAGAGAUCAGAGAGGAGAUGGAGGGUUUCAGGAAGGCCAUGAAGAUGGUUGGCGAGGAGUUUCUGGACCGUCUGGAUUAUUACCAGUCCUCCUGGCUGCCGGCUCGUGUGGUGGUGGAGGACGCUGUCAAGGAGAGGCAUCAGGUCGAUCCCAGUGGGGAGGUGGUGUUGUUCUCCCAGGGCGGGUGUCCCUGGAAGGAGCAUCUGUUUGCCCUGGAGAAGGAGCUCCAGGUGGAGACGCCCAUCAAGUUUGUCCUUUACCCAGACCAGAACGGACAGUGGAGGGUCCAGUGUGUUCCCGCUGGGCUCAACACCUUUCAGAACAGGCUGUCACUGCUAGAAGAGUGGCGCGGCAUUCGAGAUGAGGCGCUGUCGGAGCUCAGCGGGAUUAAGGGCUGCAUCUUCGUCCACGCCGCAGGCUUUAUUGGCGGGAACAAGACCCAGGAAGGAGCCCUGGAGAUGGCCCGGAGGACCCUGCAGGCCGCAGCCCAGUCCCCUGCGAACGGAAGCAGCUGACCGGUCGGAGAGGACGGCCAGCAGCACGCUCUGUUCCCGGGGUCAGUCUUUAGAGAGGAGAGCUAGGAUUAAAAUGUUAGUUUGUUAGCUUGCAGCUUGUUCAUCCGAGCCAGGUCUAAUGUUGUUUUGUUCUGUCUUGCCAGAAUGGGGAUGGUAUGGAAAUGGCAGCCAAAUAAUCUUGGACCAGUUCCCUAAAUACCUACAUUUCAAAACACUCACUCUGAAUAAUAGUGUGACUGCUGUUCCUCUCCUCUCUGCCUGUACUACAUGUGCACCUGUUUUAGUAUUCAUUCUUUCACAAUAAAAGACUUUGGUAAUAUUCUGA